ACUUCGCACUUAACAGUUGUAGGGCACGUCAUGGCGACUUUGGAAUGGGCUUGCGCACCACGUUGCUAUGAAGUGACUAAAAACCAUUUGCAGCGCCAUGCCACGCAGGAACAUCCGCUGAAGCAGCUGGCCGUCAGCGUCAUGGCCGCAGACAACAACCCGCUGAGCUUGGCAUUGGCACUCGAAGGCACCGAUCCGCUGUCGAAGUUUGCGCGCCAAGAGCAGGAGUUGAACGAUCCGCUAACGCAAAUGGCCAGCGAAUUUUCGCUGAGUUCGAAGAGGGGCAUCCCAAGCAAGUCGGAGGAUAACACGCUGAACUGGAGCACUCGGCGAUUGGGCAUCCUGAAUCGAUUCACCACCAAUGAGAAGCUUUCGCUUUCCACCAGUUUCCUAUGCACCAGUAGCACGGAAGGUGGCGGCGAAAACUUCAAGGCUCAGACGGUGGUGGCUGACAAGGUCAAGUAUCGGCUGGAGCAGUUGGAUAAUUUCGAUGAUGGCAGCAUGCGUCACAUGAUGGAUCUGACGCAGCAGGAGUACAUCCAGCGAUUCGAUCAGCUGAAACAGGAGCUCAUCCAAUCCUGGCACAAUGAUCAGCGCGUCAAGGCCCUCAAGAUUGCGAUACAGUGCGCCAAGAUGCUGUCCGACACGAGUGUGCUGCAUUUCUAUCCGAGUCAGUAUGUGCUCAUCACCGACAUUCUUGACGUCUUCGGCAAACUGGUCUACGAACGUUUGCGUGUGAAGGCGGCAGGUGCGCCGGGCGCCUCGGCUGUGGUCCUGCAGCGGGAGCAGGAUGCGGCACGUGACACCUGUCAGAAUUGGUUCUAUAAAAUCGCGUCAAUACGUGAGCUGUUGCCUCGUCUCUAUCUGGAAAUGGCCAUUUUCAAGUGCUACGAAUUUCUGACUGCAGCCCAGAAGGAAAUUAAGGAAUUAUUGUCACGCCUGACGGGUCAGCUGCGUGGCAUUGCGGAUCCGCUGGUGUCUAUCUAUGCGCGCUGCUAUCUGGUGCGUGUCGGUGUCCCGGUUACGACCAGCCGGACGUAUAUACGCGACAACUUUACGGAUUUGUUCACGAUAUAUCCGCAGAUCUUCCGUUUGGUUGCCCGCUACAAUUUGCAUCCGGAGAUAAUCACGGCCAGCGCUUAUUUACAGCUGUAUGCACCGGCCCUCGAUUUCAUGCUGCAGUGCCUGCUGCACCAAAGCGAUCUCUAUGCCCAAGAAAUGCUUUCCGAGUGCAAGCAGCUGAAAAACAACGGCGCCGUGCUUCUGUCCAUACUCAACUCGUCGAAGGGUGAUUUUGUGGCCACACAUGCGCAGGAGUUUUUGGAGCUAAUCAAUCAAUGUGAUACGCCUGGUAUUUCCAAAUCCCAACUACUUCGACCGCUUGGCGGCUGUGUCAGCAACUGUGCCCCGUUGCAGGAGCAGCGAGUGCCAUUCUUAAAUGCCGCCUUCCAAACAAUAAACACGCUAACGGAUCCCAACGAAUACAUUAACUGCGUGGAAACCUGGGCGCCCUUUGUGGCACAAUAUUUUACGAUACACGAAGUGAAUCGUCUGCUGGGUGAAUUGAAUUCGCGCAUGUGCCUGGGCAAGGCCUAUGAAAAGCACUACGGUCAGUUACAAAGCAUAAUUACGAGAAUAAUGCAGAAUUAUCGAAGCAUUGAGUUGCUGCUCAUACAACCGAACUUUCUGCCCUACCUGGAUCUGUUCCACAAAGAAUCGGUGCGUGUUGAGGUGUGUAAGUCGAUAUUGAACUAUUACCGACAGAACAGCGAGGAACGCACCUGCGAUGCUGUGGUGACCAAUGCACUCAUGUUUCUGGGCAAGAUACUCAAUGACUCGGUCAAUGCGCUCAGUGUGGAGGAUGAACGUCGACAGAUAUCGCAGCUGAUUAACGGUUUCAUAAAUAAGGUGCACUUUGGCAGGGAUCUGGAGAAGCAGCUCAGCUUCUAUGUGGAGGCACGCGGCACCUUCAGCAACUUGGAUGCGGUCUAUGUGACCCUCGUGCAUGCCGCCUGCAAGCUAACCAUGCGCUCUGAUUAUCGCCAAGCCACCAAAUCUUUGGGCUUCGUCAAGGCUUGCAUUGCGUACUGUUUCAUAACCAUUCCCAGCAUUAGCUCUGUGCAGCAGAAAAUGGAUUUAUAUCUGCUGUGUGGUCAGCUGGCGCUACGGCAUCUAUGCCUUGGCCAGGCGGAUGCCUGCUUUGAGGCUGCACUGCAGCUGGUUAACGAAUUGCCCGCCGCCAGCGUUGACUUCGAGGGCAAGCCGCGUUGCCUGGAGCGCUACUUGGUUGCAUAUCUGUGCAAUAUGCUGGCCACAUUAAUCAUUGUGCCCGACAGUCCAGAACAGGACGUCUUAUAUUUUCUACGCCUGCUGCUCGAAAUCGUGGGCCGGCGUUCGUUUAAGUCGAAUAGUACGGCACCAACUAUUAUCUAUCUACAUGCCUUGGACAUGCUGUAUGUGCAAAGCCUGGAGCAGUUUCCCUAUCACGUCGACGGUGUGAUUUCAAAUGAUUCACUGUAUGGUCAUGAUGCCAAGUUUCUGGCGGAGGUGAAUCGAUUGUGCGGUCAGGUUGUGGAUUCCAUUCUGCUGCAGCUGAAGUCACUGGGUGCAGCCCAGCAGCAGCGCGCACAAGCUCAACUCGCCAUGGAGCUCUUUUUGCGCAUUGUGCGCUAUGCCGAUCUCGAGAUGGAGCCGCUCUGUCAGCUGGCUGUGAAGUUGUGGCUGCUGGCCAACAAGGCACAGGCGCAGCUAGAUACCGAGACUAUUCCACAAACCUUGUGCAGCGUGGAGCAUUUUUACAAAUUAAUCAAGGAUUCGUCGCCGACCCGUGCCCAAACUAUUGCCAAGCUCCUGUUGCGCAUGCGCGACAGUUGAAGAGCAGAAUGAACAACUUCAGAUUUAACUGGCUGAAUUAAGACUUAAAUAUUUAUAUUGCGAAUUGCUUUUGACUGAGUUAUGACCUUUAAAAAAUGUAAUGUCAUCCAAGUUGUGAACUGUUUCCAUUGUAGACUUUGUUAUU
This is a messenger RNA of Drosophila grimshawi, 3019 nucleotides long. Its product is annotated as VPS35 endosomal protein sorting factor-like. Gene Ontology annotation, cellular component: endosome. Gene Ontology annotation, biological process: endocytic recycling. The record is from RefSeq and is a predicted model, not a curated record. Lineage: Eukaryota; Metazoa; Arthropoda; Insecta; Diptera; Drosophilidae. The coding region runs from base 31 to 2874 and encodes 947 amino acids. The transcript is spliced from 12 exons.